Messenger RNA from Geodia barretti, 270 nucleotides. The record is from the annotation of a GenBank genome assembly. Lineage: Eukaryota; Metazoa; Porifera; Demospongiae; Tetractinellida; Geodiidae.
AGUACUUGGGUCUGUCUGUGUGUGUGUCUGUCUGUUACUCUCAAUCUCACUUCUCGGGUGUUUGUUCGUCUCACAAAGGAUACGACCUACUUAACGGGCAAUGAAGGUCAGAAAUUUCGAACGGUUUUCUCUGAAAGUGCUCCGUUGCAGAGCUAGAGCGCUUCCAGUAUUGUAUGGCUAAUGCCGGUAGUCGCCAUUUUAUCGCUGGCGGAUAAUGCGCAUGCGCUUAUAUUUAGCACAGGUGCUUGCUCUGUCUAUCUUGAAGGCACA